Didymosphaeria variabile is the source of this 567-nucleotide messenger RNA. RefSeq lists its product as uncharacterized. The transcript has 2 exons. The coding region runs from base 1 to 567 and encodes 188 amino acids. Gene Ontology annotation, molecular function: cysteine-type deubiquitinase activity. Lineage: Eukaryota; Fungi; Ascomycota; Dothideomycetes; Pleosporales; Didymosphaeriaceae. Gene Ontology annotation, biological process: ubiquitin-dependent protein catabolic process. The record is from RefSeq and is a predicted model, not a curated record.
AUGAGCCUCGAGAAGAUCAAUACACUUCCUAUACUAGAUCCAGACAACCCAAAACCUCCUACUUUGGCAGAAUUUUUCUCUGUUCGUAAACGGCUACGUCGGUCGCAUUCUACCCCCACACCAAGACAGGUAUUAUGGCCAGAAAUUCCAACGUCCUACGUUCCACUCGAUGCGAGCGCUACCCUUUGGACCCAGGUCAUCCGAAAGCUUGGGGUGCCCGAAGAAGUGACAAAGCAAGGCCUUCGAUUCGAGGAGAUUUACAGUAUCAACGACAACCGGCGCGAACUUCGACAGGAAUAUGAGAACAUACAUGCCCUCGUACUAGCGCUACCGAUGAAGGGGAGAAAACAGAAGAGCAAGCUUGACGAUGCGACAGACGCGGACAGCACAGGCACUGCUAAGGACCAGAAGAUCGCUGCAGACGUGUCAAAGGUACACCAACAGCGUACACAAAUCCCAACCGGCGGUGUUGGAACUGGCCAUCAGGCUCUUCGCAAUGGCUCUACAGUUGGCGAAACCUCCGACGUACAUUCAGCCGAUUUUAUACCAGACAUAUGUGACCGGUAA